Marchantia polymorpha subsp. ruderalis is the source of this 1764-nucleotide messenger RNA. Lineage: Eukaryota; Viridiplantae; Streptophyta; Marchantiopsida; Marchantiales; Marchantiaceae. The record is from the annotation of a GenBank genome assembly.
AUGAACGAGAUCACUAUUUAUCUAGUGCUGGAAACGCCUCGAGUGGUACAAUAUCUUGGCUCCUCAUUUUCUCACGAGAAUGGCAAGAGGAUGCUGAACCUGUUUCUCGAGUACCUGCCCGGAGGUUCUUUGCGCAAGCACAUCAACAGGCUCGGAGGACGGUUAAGAGAACCUCUGAUCAAGACGUACACGAGGGCCAUCGUGGAGGCGCUUCAUCAUUUACACGGUAAGGGGAUUGUCCAUGGGGAUGUCAAGGCAGACAAUGUCCUAGUUGGAAUAAACGGUGUGAAGCUUUGUGAUUUCGGUGGGUCCAGAUUCGUGGAUCAAGAUCAUCGACGCGCUAUGAAAGGCACUGCCGCAUGGAUGGCACCCGAGGUGGUGGCAGAACUGGACCAAGGGUUUCCCUCAGACAUCUGGUCUCUGGGCUGCACUGUCAUAGAGAUGGCUACCGGACAAGAUCCCUGGGGCUAUGUGCGUUCGAGAAAAGAGUUGCGAGUCCUUCAGCUCUCGCGGAAGACUCCUGACGUAAGCUCGUUGUCUUUCGAAGUUCAGAGGUUUGUGAAAAAAUGCUUGGUUAGAAAUCCAAAGGACAGAUUGACAGCUGCGCAGCUCCUGGAAGAUGAGUUUCUGUCGAAGAAAUUGGAAGAUUCAUCGACUUCAUCGGCGUCGCCUGCUCUGGCCAGAAUACGGGCGACGUUCCCAGAUACACCGGAGAUGAAAGCGGCAUCAGAGCAGAAGCUUCGUGAACCGAGUGUAACGAUCUCUCCAGCCACCAGCAAGCCUAGGCCCUCGAGACCUGGCCCCUUUUCAUUCUCAAUUGCACCUCUCAACAAAUCAACAAAAUCUCGGCGCGCACAAGCCGUCAAGUAUCUCGAUAGCGAGCCUCUCGUCUCACGAGCUCCUCUGCUGCCUGAGACACCCCUGGACAGGGAUCGCGUUUCUGAUGAGUUGGAGCUUGAAUUUCAACGAAAUCAAAUCCACGAGAAUGCCCACGAUCUGGACAGCCCUCUAGAACCCCAUGAUAUCCCGAGCAAUGAGCCUUCAGAGCCCCCCCGAAGCGCUUCACAGUUCCCGACGUUGGUUAAGUCCGAGCUCUAUGAGAGUCAGAGCGUCUUCUCAGAUCACUCUCCAAGCCUUCGAGGACUCGAAAGGCCACAUCUUCGAGCGAGGGAGGUCGGUGGACAGAUGGACAGUACGAUUCCUUUCGGCACUCAGCGAGACAGUGGGCUCAGUCAAGCACAACCUAACCUUUCCUAUGGAGAGUUCUUGGCCUUACGUAUACCCCGCAGCCCACCAGAUCCUACACCUCCACCAAGAGUUUUCUUUCGUGACCACUCAGAUCCCAGCUCUCGAGUAACUUCACAGAUAAAUGUUCGAGACAUUCACUCAAUUGAUUUCUCUCGACUACCUUCAGAAAAGGACUUCGACAGUCGUGAACGAAGUGCAGAUCGAUUCACUGGAUGUCGCAUACACCGGGGUCUCAGCGGGCCAACCCAUCUGGACAUUGACAGCCUUGUGUACAUGAGACCUGCGCCUUCACCUGCAACCGAUGUUCUCAGUGACAGUUCGGUAGACUUUCCGGUUACUCUGUGUGAAGACAGUCUGGACUCUAUUACCGAGAGCAGUCAUCCGAAAGUGAACACCAGCACGAGCGAAUCUGCAUUGCAAUUUAUGAACUGGAAAGCGCGUGAUAACUCCAUACCACAUUUCAGAGAAAACAUCAACAACUUGAUAACAUUGACCUGUGCUGGUGAUAUCCAUUAG